AUGACGGUUGAAUCGAGUCCUCCCAAGAAAAGUGAAGGCGUGGACUCCGCCUACAAAGAGCCCGAGUUUACCAUCGAUAGUCCGAGACGCAGUAAUCGGAGAGCCAAACCUACUGCAAUCGUUGCGAGCACAAAGGAAAAUGUCCGUCCCACCACUCCGACAAAGGUCGAUCCUGGGUCAGCUCGUACGAGGAAAGAGCCAGCGUCUCCAAGAGUCGUGUUAGAUACCCGAGCACCACCAAAGGGACACGAUGCCAGUAUUGAACUGGCUUUGGCAUCUCUUGAGUCGCCCUCAAAGCAACAACAUGAUCUCCGAAAGCCUCCGGUUGUAGAUCUCAAGCUGCGUCUUUCUCGAGCUCUUCGGACCGAGCUGAGCGAGUUCACUGCCUUGAAGGUACUCCGAUACCAUCUCAACCAAAAGUUGGAUGUUCUAGCUGUAGCUACAGCCACACCAGCUGAACCCCUACGAGCGAAGAAUGGGCCACGGCAUUAUCAAAUCACCUUUAAUGUUACGGACCCAUCAGUCGCCCCUAGUGGUGUCACAGAGAUCCAAAUAUUUCGUCCUUACAAGGAUGCCCUCCCAACCAUCCAGGCUGGCGACGGUAUUCUCCUCAGGAAUUUCCAGGUUAUGUCAGUGAAGAGUAGAGGCUUUGGUUUGCGUUCUGUUCAAGAUGAAGGCAGUAGCUGGGUUGUUUUCAAGGACGAAGGCGAGCCUGAGGUCCGUGGGCCACCUGUAGAGUUUGGUGACGGGGAGAAGAAUCACGUCAAUGCACUCAGAGCCUGGUAUGCAACUUUGGACACAACAGCAAUGUCAAAAAUCAGCCGAGCCAAUGGGGAUAAAGCGGGCACCGGCGUUGGGAAAAGCAUUGCGAAGGCGUCUUGA
Molecule: messenger RNA, 882 nt
Organism: Hyaloscypha bicolor E
Lineage: Eukaryota; Fungi; Ascomycota; Leotiomycetes; Helotiales; Hyaloscyphaceae
Exons: 1
Coding region: 1-882 (293 amino acids)
Biological process (GO): telomere maintenance
Cellular component (GO): chromosome, telomeric region
Molecular function (GO): DNA binding
Source: RefSeq, a predicted model, not a curated record